AUCUUGAAUGCCAAAAAGCACAGCUCCCCGCGACUGACGCACCACAUCCGCAAACUAUAAACAUUUCGCUCCAGCCCUCUGAAAAUUUCCUUCAGUACCCAAACACAUUCAACUAUCCCUCUUCCUAUUUAUUUUUCCACAGCGUGCUCGUCUACACCGCCUUCUGGAACAUGUCGCGAAGAAACGGCGCUCCCAUAGCUCCCGCUCCGGAAAAGGAUGUAGCACCACCUCCUGUAGACUUGUCUCAAGACAAGCAAGCUAGACUGCUAUCCUCAGAAGCCGGCCACUUUUCACUUGUCCGAGCUUUGCACCUUGCGGAUUUCAUAACCGAGCUUAAUGGCUUCUGCGGCGUCAUGUCCGUUUUCUCGUCUCUUCGAUACUGUAUUGGUGACCCGAACGACCACACUAACCUCUAUCUUGCCCUGAGCUUCAUUCCGCUCGGCCUUUUCUUCGAUUUCAUGGACGGCAAGGUUGCGCGCUGGCGGAAGAAGGCGUCGCUGAUGGGACAAGAACUUGAUUCUCUCGCGGACCUGAUAUCCUUUGGCGUCUCCCCGGCCGCCGCAGCCUUCAGCAUGGGUUUCCGCACACCCGUCGACCACCUCCUUCUCUCAUUCUUCAUCCUCUGCGGUCUCACCCGUCUCGCCCGGUUCAACGUAACCGUCGCCAUGCUCCCAAAAGACGGCUCCGGAAAGUCGAAAUACUUCGAAGGUACCCCAAUCCCCAUGUCCCUUGGAUUGGUUAGUAUAAUGGGUUACUGGGUCUGGAAUGGCUGGACGCAUGGAGAUAUCCCAAUGGGCACGUGGGGAACUGGCGCGUGGUGGGAGGUGCACCCCGUUGUAGGAAUGUUUGUUGUGCAUGGAUGUUUGAUGGUUAGCAAAACUAUUCAUAUACCGAAGCCGUAAAGAGGGGGAGACACUCGGAGAGCUGGAAAUGGUAAUAUAUUGGGGUGGCUGGAAGGAUGGAUCCACUAGAGAUCUUGGCGUGGCAAAGUCGUUCUCUUCUCAUUCUAGGGAAAUCAUGCGGCUUGGUAAUAGACAGUAAUGAUUAGC
Molecule: messenger RNA, 1049 nt
Organism: Lindgomyces ingoldianus
Lineage: Eukaryota; Fungi; Ascomycota; Dothideomycetes; Pleosporales; Lindgomycetaceae
Product: CDP-diacylglycerol--serine O-phosphatidyltransferase
Exons: 5
Coding region: 171-902 (243 amino acids)
Biological process (GO): phospholipid biosynthetic process
Cellular component (GO): membrane
Molecular function (GO): phosphotransferase activity, for other substituted phosphate groups
Source: RefSeq, a predicted model, not a curated record